GCUUUCACGAAUGAAUAUGUAGUUAGUAUGCGACUAGAAUAACUUGCUCUUUAUAAUGAUUGUAGAAAGGAAACUUCAUUUUAACUAGGCAUAAAACUUAAUUAACAACCAAAUUAGAAAAAAGAACUUUGAAAAGUAGUUUAUCGCUAGAGUUGUCUUGCACAUGUGGAUCGUAGCCUGGUAUCUGUUCCAAGCAAACAAUAAACCACGUAAUUGAGGCAGUGACAAUGUGAAUGGGAGAAAUUGGGCUGGAGAAAAAAGUUUCUGGAAAAUGACAAGAUUUGUCAACACAUUUUGAGAGUGAAAUCACAUACUGUUAAGGUGGAGCGAUUGGAUAAGGAGCUAAGGACACAUCAGUGCUAAUCAUGGCAAAACUUUCUUUUAUAUACAAGAAUGUUAUCGCAUGGAUAGGAAUAUUGUUACAAUUGCAAAAUCUGGUUACAGCAUUGCCUUUGCUUGUACAAAGAAGAGACACAUUCAGUAUGCAACAAGGCCUAGAUUAUGUUAGAGGCGUAGGGAUACCAUAUCUUUGCAAAGCACUUCUCAGCUUGAACGUGCCAGAUGUUUCUGGAGACUCAGAGUCACCAAUAGGAAAAUUUGGUUACACGAUAUCUAACGUUUCAUUGUAUAAUGUAGCAAUUCCAAAAUCAAAUCUGACUGUAAGUCGAUCAAGGGGACUGACCAUUAGUGCAAUAAAUGCUACGCUGUCCAUCCAUGCGAACUGGAAAUACAAACAGUUUGGAUGGCCCUAUAUUAGUGACAGUGGUUCGUGCAAUUUGGAAAUGAAGAAUAUCCUUCUAGGCAUCACGCUGAAUGUUGAUACAAAGGACGAGUCUAAGCCAAAGGUUCGCACAAACGAUGCAGUCUUGAAAAUAGGAAACAUGAAGAUAAAAUUCUUCGGUGGCGCAAGCUGGUUGUAUAAUAUUUUUGCUGAUUCAAUAACAAAGGACGUCCGAGGCACGUUUGAACGCUUGGUAGUGAAUGAAGUCGUGUCUCUAAUCAACAAGGAGGGAAACAAAUACCUGGCAAUUUUCCCCGAUGUGAUAAAAAGCAUACAGACGCAUUUAAGAGAAGAACAUCGGGAGGAAAUACAUGACCAAGAAACUUGAGUUGAAAUAUUGGAUUUAUCGAGUUGAUAAUUCGAGUCAGAUUUGCUACAGGGUAAAUAACAUACCUUGUUUAGACAUGGUCAUUCUUCUUUCCAGUAUAUAUCGUUUUGUACAUCAGUGUAAUUUAUUUAGGAUAUCAAAAGUAUUAGCUUG
Molecule: messenger RNA, 1262 nt
Organism: Rhopilema esculentum
Lineage: Eukaryota; Metazoa; Cnidaria; Scyphozoa; Rhizostomeae; Rhizostomatidae
Product: bactericidal permeability-increasing protein
Molecular function (GO): lipid binding
Source: RefSeq, a predicted model, not a curated record